AUGCACUUUCAGGCCUCUGUGCGUCGUAUGAACCUUGGCCAUGCCCAGCAGCAGAAACUUCUCGCUGAAAACAGGAAAAAAGAGAUCGCCCGAGAGGAUCAAAUAAAGCGAAUCAACCAGGAACGAACCUUGGAAGCUAACAUGGCCAGUGAAGAAAGGAUAGAGAAUAAAAGAUUUCUAAGAAGACGUCGUCAGGAAGAAACCGAACGAGAAAUGGAUGAAGCAAUUCGAAAAGUGAGGUUCUUAUGAUUAUAACUCUAUGUUAAAUGAAUGCUUUGGCGGAAAUGUGAUAAUUUGGUCCAUUUAGUGCAUACGUUCAAUAUAUAUGCUGUACAUCAUCUUACAUCCACAAACUUCUACAUCAUGACUUCUAUAAUAGACCAUUUUCUUAGUUAAGAGUAAAGUAUAAAAAGCUAAGUGCAGUGGUAAACGCUUACAGAGGAAUGAUCACAAGUAAAAUGACAUCUGAACAUACUGCUGCUGCUUGUUUUGUACUCAUAUUGUCGAUUAUAUGGGUAUCCACCUUCUGUAUUGUCAAUCCAUCUUGUUUCGAAUUAAGGCGAUGCCCCACCACUCCAAUCAAAGGUUGUGUACAAAACCUGGAUUGGAUCGCGCGGAUGGGAUUGGACUGGCAAUUCGCUUUAAAUUCCCACCAAUCCAAUCUGAUACAACCAAUCCAAUCUGGCUUUGACCCCCAUUCAAGUAUAUAGACACAUAAAUAUACAAAUACCCAUACCUUAAGUUCCUUAUUGAACCAGUCCAAUAAGCAGCUUGAGGCAUUGUUCGAAUUCGUCUCUACUGACACCUUAAGCUGUUGAGCGGACUGGUUCAAUCUGAACAACAACAAACCCAGACAAGACGUAAGCUCUUGCCAUUGGUCCUUCAAAAUGUGACUUCGCCUUCCCAAUCAAUGAUACUUCAAUACCUGUUUCUGUACACCAGAAGAUUUUGGGAGUUAAACUCUGGACAAAAUUCUGGCUUUCAAGGAACAUAUUUCUUUUCAGUUGGGUAAGGUGUAUUGAAUGACAGUGGCACUGAGAAGAUCAGGUCUCUUUAUCUCAUUUGAAACUAUGGGGACAUACAAGGCAUUUAUCCUGCCUCAUUUCGAGUACUGCACAUGUCUGCUCUUGGGAAUUGGGAAGGGUGCAUCCCUGUAGCUUUUAAUACACCAUUUGAUACAUACAUUGAACCAGGGCUGUCAAUAAGGGCCAGUAGCCGGCCAAAACCGCCGGCUAGAUAGCCAUCCUUAGCCAGCUACUUUCAUCUCCUUCUGCCAUAAUUGCUAACAAAAAAUAAGCACCUUCGAAUAAAAUAAUUGUAAAGCAUCCAUUUCCCAGUUUUGAAUGACAUUGAACGCAUAUUUAAACAGGUUUAGUUCUGUGAAAUGUUCAAGCCGUGUGAUGUUGUGGAGCGUCUGGGAUAUUUUGAUGGCAUUGUUCCCAGUCUUGCAUGUAUUCUGAAGAAACAACGUGGUGUCUGCGGUGGAAAAUACCCCUUGAAAACCCCUGGAAACUCCAUUUCCGAGACUCUAAAUUUCAAAAUGUCCCCGGAUGCCUCGGCUCUCAAGAACUUGUGCCUUUGGUGCAAGUCCAAAAGCCGCCUACUAUUUCAUUAUCAACCUGCUACUUAAAAACUUUUUGACAGCCCUGUUGAACAUGUAUUUUCUUUGUGGAAAACCAGUUUGGCUGCGGCCUGUAAAGGACACAGCAUAAUAUUGUUCACAGUUUCACAUAACCUUAACCUCUUGAGCUUUACGCUAUAAGAACUGUUUAAACAUGGAGACAUUUGUUUUAGAGUCACACUUAGGAAAUUUGUAGACCAUUGUGAGAAAUAUUCAUUAAGGGAAAAGGAAGGGAGUUGGGGGUGAAAGAGGUACACAAUAUUUUAAUGUGACAUUCUACUUUUUAUUCACAGCAAAAAGAACAAAAAGAACUCCAACAGAGGCAACAGGAGCAAGAGGAAAGACUUGCCAAGGUUUUUUAAUUUUCAAUUUUUGGUUGAUGUGAAGGUGAUGUUUUGAAAUGAUUCACCAUUUUCACAUAGACCAUAAUGCACCUUGGUUACCUGACAGAAUUUUACAUCCAUCAUUUCCAAUUUCUCCUGGACAUUACAUUCAUCCCAAGAGAAAUCGAAGACAAUGGUUAUGCAAAACUUUGGGGAGUAAGCAAGAUGCAUCAUGGUCUAUGUGAAAAUGGCAAAUUGUAGUUUUUAUCAGCCUUAAUUCAAAGCAAAUAAUCUUUUCACAGAGAAGCUAAAGUAACUAAAAUCAUAAUUUGGCUAGUUAAGGUUUGCAUUGCUAUGUUAUCAUUUAGGAAAUAAGCACAUAAUUAUAAUAUUAUUUGAAAGAGGAAGUGUAUGUCUUAUGCAUGUAUGUUGUGGUUCAAUUUUAUCCUUGUUUUAAAUGAAAGUGAAAGCUCUUUUAAUGAACAUCUCUACUUACAACCACCCUGUUUCAACUCCUUACAAACUCUGUAUUUUCACAUUCCCAUAACUGGGUGGACACUUUCCCAUGAGUGGCCGCAGACACUCUCAGGGUUUACAAGUUCAAUUUUGGCUUUGCUUUUAAACUACGGUAAGCAGACACCCGAAAUCAAUCUGAAACUUAUAUUUUAAUAAAUCAACUUGAACUCGCUGUUCGUCACAAUUAAUUUAUAUUAAUUUGAGUUUUUUUUUUCACAUACUCACCUGGUGACAGUUGAAAAAAGACCGCCUGAAUUUUAUGCCUGUGACUAUAAAUUACAUUGUCAUCACAACAACAGUAUAGCCAAACACUAACAAAUAGUUGCUUACAAAUGGUGAAACCUCAUGUUUAUUUGUAGCUGGGUUAACUCCCAUAAGCAGCCCUUUAACCCUAACACUUUGUCGUGACUGCAUAUGAGCAAUAUUCUCAUAAGCGGCCAGCUCCAGUUAUGGACUCCUUUUUCACGUCCUGAGGGUGUCCACUUAUGAGAGCUUCCACUGUAUGUUUUCCUUUGUCUUUAGGUAUGGUAGUGGAUGAUAAUAGAUUUAACCAAAAAAAUAAAUAAAAUAAAAUAAUGAAAUAAAUAUUGGAACCCAAGAUAAAAUAUUUGAACCACAACAUGUAAAGAACAGACCAUUAGAAAACUUAUUGGGGGACUGGGCGAAGUACCAAAAAAAAUAUUCACACAAGGGAAAAUGAAAUGAAAAAAAAUUCAUGCACGCCAAUUAAUCCUAAAAAAAUAAUAUUCAUGUUACGACCUAAAGAAAAUUCAUACAAGGAAGUUGAUAACAAAAAAAAUUCCUGCAGCUCAAAAAUUCCCCACCCCUGCCCAAUAACUUUUCUAAUGGUCUGUCCCUAAAUUGAGGUUUAGCAUGAUUCUGAGUCCCUUUUUUCCGAGUGUUGAUUCUUUAAUAAUAGGAACUUGAAUUUGUGAAACUUGAAAGAUGCAGAGAAGAAAAGCUCAAGCAGCAGAUAAGAGAAAACAGGUCAGAAAAGUCAUAAAAUAUUUGGUCAAUUUAUGUCUUUUUAUCAUAUGGCAACUAGAAUUACUGGAAGGCCACUUUAACUGGGCUGCUAUAAAGGGGUGGUUUUUUCUGAGGGGAGGGGGCGGCUGUACACAGGCUACCAUGAAACCUUGUAGCGGACCAUUUCGUGACAUAGAGUCUUAUGUGAGAGUGAAACAUAAACUCAUUUGAACAUUGUACCCUUCAGGAAGACUUCUGUAAUUAUGUAAUAUUAUCACUUAGGUUGAGUACUGAGAGAUUGAGAUGUGAGAGACCCUAGGAAAUCUUUGGCCAUAAAUCUAUUUAAGCAAAUCUGUAGACAGCCAUAUUGAGAGAACCAGAUUAUUUGUCAGAAACGCCGGCUGUUCACGACAACCUACAUGUAGACUAUAAAUAAUUAUUGUACCACAAGAAAAUGACAAGUUAACCAGAACAGACAGCGAACAGCUUUUAAGAGGAAACAACCCAUUAUAAAACCCAUAAAGAUACAUGGGCCUUAUGCAACCGAGAACCGAGACUGAAAGAGAUAUCAAUAGACAAUGAUCUAUAAUUUAUGGUCUACACGAAAAUGCAUUGUGCCACAAGAUAAAAAUAUUCAUACAUUUCAAGAGUCUUUCCUUUUAACUAGUUAUCUUUCUUCAACCUAUUAAAAUUUUUUAAGGCAUUAGCUCUCUUGGAAUUUGGGACCUCAAAAAAUUUAAAGAUUACUCACAGGUUUUUUUCCAUCAGUACGUGCUUCAAAAAUUGUAAAUAGAUCAAACAGUGGAUAACAGAUUUUUUUAUCAAAUUUGAGUCUCGGUUCAAAGUGCUGAUGGCACGAACUCAAAUUGUUUUUUGCUCCAGCGAUUUAUCUCGAAGUUCAAUAAAUAUUGACCUCUGUAUAGUUUUAACUAGUUUUUAAAAAACCCUAGAUAUUCUUUACCUCCUCACAUUUACAGUGUGCGUAUUCAGAACACUUUUAGUAAAAUACAGGUUGUGUGACAUAAAAAGGUAUGCAUGCUAAAGCGAGCUGUGAACCUUAAAGUUUAUCGAAACUCGUUAGUACUAACGUCAGUCGUGCUUCUUGAAUUGGCAGAGACACAGAAAUUAGGAAAAGCAUCUCGACGCUUGGCCACUUAUUUGCCCUCUUACCAAAGUUCCUUUUUACGUCGGACAAGUCUUCUUUAUCCUAUUCCAAAAUUUAAACCCCCAAAAAGGCAUACUGUUGCAUUAAACAGAAAGAAAUCAAUCUUUAAACAGACUCUACGAAGAUGGACAAACAUGCUUUAUGGAUAAUGCAAUGCCCUCUGGGUUACUGGGUUAAUAAUAAUAUUAUUAACUCAAAUAUUGAUAGUGUCCAUUUUUUGAUGAAGGAAACUACCCAUGAACUUGGGCGUGCCUUGAGGCAGCCCAGUUAAUAAUGCUGGUUCAUGAUUGGUUGAUUAACAAACAUUGCUUAACUUAUCUUGUAUUAAACAGUUCAUGUCAUGUUGAAUAAUGGAAUACCCUUUAGGUCUUUCAGCAUGUUAAAUGUUGUUUUGAUUCUUUUUAUUUGUAUUUUGGGGCAUUUUUUAGUUUACAAGUCGUCACCUCAGUCUUUAAAGUUUCUAUUAUUAAUUGUUUUUCCUUACAGUGUUGAAUUGAGGGAGCUAGAGGCAAAACUUAAAGCUGGUUACAUGAAUCAAGAAAGGGCAGCACAACUAGCAGAAAAGAUGGCAAUGGCAGUAGACAGACAGGUCAGAAAUAAUACUUUUCUAAUCAGGCAAGCGUAAAAGUGAAUCUCAGUUCACGAAGAGAUGCUACUUUGUGCAACACCACACGAAGCACUGAAAGUAGAUAUCUGCAUUCAUAGUAAUCUUUCGAGGUGCCUGUCCCUAAUGAAAGACCCUUUAAUGUCAGAAGGGUUGCAAUUUGGCCCUUGCUUUUGAAUUGGUCACUGAUGUACUCAUGCAGAAUACCAUUCCACCACUAAAUACUGGUAUAUUGUUUUUUUUGUGUGUGUAGAGGAUAGAUGACAAGAUUAAUGCCAAAAUGGAAGAGGAAUACAAGCGAGCACUUGAGGUUGAGAGAGAGAAGGAGGUGAAACGGUGGGAAGAGAGUGUCAGAUAUCAGGAGCAGCUUGAAAAUCAACUGUUGGAGAAGGAACGCAGAAAACAGGAGGCUUACGAGGAGUUCCUGAAGGAAAAGCUCAUGAUUGAUGAAAUUGUUCGCAAGAUAUAUGAAGAAGAUCAAAGGUACGUGUAUGUAAAUUGCUGACUGGUUACAUGUAUAAUGUAGCUCAUCCAGAGCUGAGCACACUGGUCUUUGGUAGCUGUGGGUUCAAUACCUGUCUGGGUUUUGCAAUAACUGUGCUGUUUUGUUUCACAUCUGCAAAUGGUUAGAAAUUCUAGUCUUCUUUCAUAUGGAUGAAAAACUGUAGUCUUCAUCUCACAGGACUUCUGUGAUCUGACUCGAAAUAUGACGUGUAGAAGAAGCCCUAGGGACGGAAAAAUCUCUGGCAGUGACCACCCCACCUGUCUGUUAAGUAUCUUGGGAAUGGGUAGAAAGACCACUUUGCAUGGGAUCUAGGAUUCCCGCUUGUGCCCUUUCCUUUUGGGACUCUUUAUGAGUAUUUCCGACUUGUUGAAGUUGAAGUCAAAAUGAUCACUUUUAUAAAAAAAAGUGAUCUUAGAGAUUAAGGCCAUGAUCCCAUUGCCUUUCUGAUCAAAGUUGACAAGGUUAUAAGUUACAAGUGUGAUGACAGCAAAGAAAAUCUACCAAAAUGUCUUCACUUGCAUAUUAAAACAAUUGUUUUUUUUUCCUUCCAUCAGCAUUAAAUUUUACUUCUUAGGACUUGGUUUUAUGGAUACUUGUGCUUAGAAAUUUGCUGAUUAUAUUCCUCAGAGAGCUUGAAAACAGACUUGAGAAGCAAAAGGCUACUCAGAGGUACAUAGAGGAAUUCAAGACUAAGCGAGAUGAGGUGGGUGCUCAGUUUAAUUUAAGUCCCAAUAUCCACGUACAAAUUCUCCAAACUGAUCUCCAUACAUUUCCUGUAAGAAUUAGUGGAGGGAAUUUGAUAAAAGAUCAAGGCAUUCUCUCUUUGGUGAUCAUUUUAUUAAUUCUCAUAACUUGAUCUCUUCACAAUGUAUGGAUAUUGCUGGGAGAAAAUUGUUGUUGGUCACUGUUGGCACUAUUGUGUAAUACGCUUUUUAGUUGGAUAUGUUGUUUAGCUUAUCUUGGUUAAAGGUUAAAGGCUUGUUUAUCAUGGUGGAAAGAACGCUUAGCUUAUUCAGCUACUUUACAGGCACUCCACUCAAAUACUUAGAAACAAAUAAUUCAAACACAACAUAACAGGAUUAAAAACCCCAACUGGCAGGAGGCAACGAGUUGGCUAUUUACAAGCGUCGCCGGGGAUUUGUCCCGAGAACAAAUCCAGCAAGUGGCCGAGCAGGACUCGAACCCGGGUCCGCUAGAUUGCGAGUCCGACGCGUUGACCACUCGGCCGCGCUGCGUCAAACCAAAUUCAAACAGACUGCAAUAAGUUAGAGUGCGAUUGUCGUAUGGUCAGUCCAGCCAAAUUUUGAGUUACCAAUAUUCCCAGACAUGAUGUUGUGCAGAAUGUAGUUAUAACUCUUAUCUCCUCUGUGAGAAAACAAAAUUUUAAAAGAUAUCUCAUCCAAAAGUCAAUAAAGUUUUUAUGGCUUGUAGGCAAAAAUUUAUACCAAACAAAGUGAAGAUCAGAUCAGAGCCAACAAUGUUUUAGUUAUGCUACAGUUCAUUACCAAAAAAUUUACUAGAAAGUUAUUGUUACCUAAGACCACAUUGCUUAAUUAGCUCUAGGACUUACAUUUAACUGGUCAUCUAAACUGUUUAAUAGUAAUGCUGCUGUAAUAACAAAAAUUUCGUUAUUAAUAAUAUUAAUCCUGUUAUGUUGUAUGUGAAUUAUUUGUUUCUAAAUAUUUGAGUGGAGUGCCUGUAAAUUAGCUAGACAAGCUAAGUGCAAUUUCCACUAUAAACAAGCCUUUAACCUUCUCAACCUUUUUAAUAGUAAUUAUUGUUUAAUGGUGUAAUUUUUGUCGUAACAGUGGCAUUAAAUUGCAAACCUAAUUGUAAUGUGUCCUGCAACUCUAGAUGUCUCAGCGAAAUUUUGUAUUUAAUGGAAUUAGAAUUAUGAAAAAGCAAUAACGACAUAAAGAAAACAUUUGGAAGCGAACUGUUAACAAUAUUAUUAAACAAAAUUUAUUUUAUUAUCAUUAUAAUUAUAAUGAUGAUGAAAGUAGUACUGUAUAAUCAUAAUCUUUUACUGCUUGGUAGAGCACCGUGAUGACAGUUUUGUAUUCAGUGGUUCAUUCCGUUGUUGUCUAUAUUUCACAUUUCAGUGGAAGGAGCAUGAACGUAAACUUAUGGAGGAAGAGAAUGAACGAAUUCUGGAGUUUGCAAAACUACAGCAACAGCGAGAAGAGGACAGAAUGGAGAAGAAGAGAUUACUGGAAGAGGGCAUGGCAGCCGUGCAACACAAGGUAAAUCCUCUUUGUCUCCUGUACGUGUAAUGAACGUUUACAGGGAAAUUAACACUCGCAAUUGCCAACUCGCAAAAUGCUUGGGGCUUUUGGAAGUUGCGAUUCAAAAGUAUAUCCUUUAGAAAACAUUUGCGAGGAAACAACUCUCCAGUCCUCUGCGAGCAGAGGUUUCUCUCUUGCAUUGCUUUUAGCGUUUAUAUAAUCACCUGUUUUCUUAUAAAGGAAAAUCCUUAAAGGAUUUACUCGUUAGAUCAAUUAUAAAAGGUUUAAAUCAGUAUGGUAUCACGCCGGUAAGGAUUGUCCGGCCUGUCACCCCUUGCAGUUAUUUACAAUGAUCUCAGGCUCUACCUUUGCUCCACAUUCGUGGCAUUUAAAAGAAAUAUUCCAUGUUUCAUAUCAGUUACUGUGUUUGAUUCUAGCUGUCCACACAAAUCCAAGAAGAGGCUGAAGCAAGAGAGGAGAUGGAAAGGUAAUGAUCGGGCAGUUCACAGAUCACCAUAACAUCAAAGAAACAUGUACAAGUUUUUGAUAUGAGUCAUUGUUGUUGCAAGCAGUUAUGAAAAUGAAGGUAACAGUUAUUUUCACAUCGUUGGGUCGGAGCUUAGUUUCUAAAACUGGUCUCUUUUUAUUCUUAGAAUACGAACUGAGCUUUAUCUUGAAGAACAAGAAGAACUGGAAAGACAAAAGGAAAAGGUAAAAAUAUACAAAUAAAUAAAAUAAAAUAAAAUCCACUUUAUUUGAGUGUAAAUGUAUUGAUCACGAGAGUACUAAUUGUUGAGGACACUAUAAUUACGUCACCAACUGGAGACGGGACCGCCAUUUUACGUGGUCAUCUGAACCACGUGAAGGUUUAGCCUCUUGCACUGCAAAGGGAGUACCUUCAUCAUUUCUCAGUCAUUGUUCCUGCACUGGAAAUCGAACCCGCGACUCCGUUCUGCAGUCAAGCGCUCUACCGACUGAGUUAAUCCUGCCUCGGUUAAAAUGGUUCAAAGCAAAUACACGUUCCCGAGGGCACGAUUCCCUUCUGAUACUUCCCAGUGCUUAUGCAGUUUAUUCAUCUUUUCACGUUGUGCUUAUGCGUUCAGUUCGGAGAAUUUUCUGCAGGGUACAGUUUUUAUCUUGGCGCUCGACGUACAAAGGAAGCGGGGCUAGUCGAUCAGCUCUUUUUUACCCACAGCAUUAGAAUAAAAAUUCUUCCUCCAUCUUCUGUAUCGUUAACUCCUUGAGCGGUAGAGAAAAGGCUUUAAAACGUCAAGACAGUUUCCGCAUCGUCUGUGAUAAUGUCCUUUAUUCUCAUAAACGUUUUUAGUUUACAAGGAAAAAUUUGAUACUCAUUAUACUUGGGCGUCAUCUUUAGAAUUCUUCAGCAUAAGCAGGAGCUUACUUGUUAUCUACUUUAUAACAUACUUUGCCCUUUAUUUUUCAGAUGGCGAUUGAGAACAAGAUUCGUCAACGGUUGGACUUGCAGGAAACUCGCCGACAGCAGCUCCAGUUUAAGGAGCAGAAGCGGCAAGCAGAGUUAGAAGAAGAGGAGGAGUUUAGAAGAAAAGUAAGCGCAGUUACUGCCAUGUAAUCCUUGUUUAACUCUUCACGCUCCAAUAUUCACAUAAAAAUAGUCCAGACUGACUUUCGUACUUUUCCUUAUAUUUAAUGAAUGAGUUGGGGAAAUUUGUUAACAGAUCAAAGCACUUUCCCCUUGGUGGUCAAUUAAUAGGCCACUUCCUAGUUCCAAAGAUCCUCACUUUCAAGAUGAGGCCAACCGCACAACCUUUGUUGUGAAAAAUGAGUUUUAUUUGCAUGAGAAUAAAAAAUUAUUUCCAAAUCAAAGGCUGAGCACUUAACCUCGUUUUGAUACAGAGGCCCGGGGAAACUCGCAAAUGUCCUAUAUAUUUGUUAUUGUUAGGAGAAAAUUGAUGUUGGUCACUCUUAGGGCUUAAAAGGUUAAAGACACUUUGCUCCUGGAUCCCGUUUCAAGCGGUUUAGAUUAACCAUUGAUGCUACUUCUUUUAGAUGCUUGAAAAGUUUGCCGAAGACGACCGCAUCGAACAGAUGAACGCACAGAAGAGGCGAAUGAAACAGCUAGAGCAUAAGAGGGCCGUGGAAAAACUGAUUGAAGACAGAAGGAUUCAGUUCCAGAGAGAGAGGGUAAGGCAGCACUGAUCCGUCAACCGUUAGACUACAUGCAGCCCCCUACCUUAACCGAAAUCUUCUUUGGUAGACCCUUUUUUAAACUUACACUCGACGAACUAAGAAAAAGGAAGAGCUGUUCGUGGGCGCCAUCACACCUUUUUAGUAGUCAGUUAUUGGAUGAUGCUGAGUAUGAUAUGAAGAAUUAUGCAGAUUAAAGAGGGUGUUAUCGUCCAAGGCCGAAGACCUAAGAAAAGACCAGCUAAGAAAAAAAGAAGGACUGUUCGUAGGCGCGAUUACUCCUUUUUAAUUUGCAAUAUCGGAAGGAAAAUUCUCUUUCCUUCCUCCAUGAAGAUUUUUUGUAGUAAAUGUUAGAACAAUUGGGUUAUCAUAUUUCAAUAUUCUUUUUAGGAAGCAGAACUUGAGGCUCGCCGUGAACAAGAAAGAAUGGAGGAAUACAGGCGACAGAUUAUUGAACAAGAAAGACAGAGACUGCUUAAGGAGCACGCUGCCAAUCUACUCGGCUUUUUACCUAAGGUGGGUGUGUCCGCGGUAGCGAGCUGCCCACAAUAUAAUAACAUUUGCGUAAAUUCAAGAGAAAUACUUCCUCCUUGCACUUCUCUCGUAUUUUUCCGCAUGCUUCAGAAAUACUUAUAUACGCCAACGAUGCACAUCAUCGCUCAUGUUUAGAGUCUUCACAGCCAAUAUUUUAACUAACAAACCACAAAUGACAUCCUGAGUUAACUGACCAGUUAACUGUCCUAUUCUGUUUUAGUUGUCUUUCUGUGCUGAGUCGGAGGUGCGAAUCCCGCCCCCUACCCCUUACCCCCUCCGUUUAUACAGCGGUUACACUGUUCAAGGAACAAACUUCAAAAAGUGAUUGCUUGUCAUUUACCGAGUGCUUGUUGGUUUUUUUCUACAGGGGGUGUUACGUGAUCAGCGGGAUUUGGAGUUAUUUGAUGACCAGUUCAAAGAUGCUUACACGCCAAAGAAAGUUGGAUACUUUGAUGAUGAUGACGACGAAAGUUAUUAACGUCUUUACUAUGGAUUUAGAAUUCAAUGUUUAAUUAAUCCCUUGAAAGGUUUGUCUGUUAUCUCGAAGGGUUAAAAGCACAGUUGUAAAUCACAAAUCAGUUGUGGCUCCUUUCGUUGAUCAAAUGAAAUUUAAUUUUUCUUUUUGACCAGCCUUUUUAACUUACCUUGAGAGACUGUCAAAUAAAAAUAAUAUCCAUUCUUCUGGUUAAGAAACUAGGUCAGUGUUAACUUGUACAUACAAUUGUUGAGAUACUUG
Porites lobata is the source of this 11361-nucleotide messenger RNA. The record is from the annotation of a GenBank genome assembly. NCBI's taxonomy places the organism in Eukaryota, Metazoa, Cnidaria, Anthozoa, Scleractinia, Poritidae.